Molecule: messenger RNA, 8527 nt
Organism: Lytechinus pictus (painted urchin)
Lineage: Eukaryota; Metazoa; Echinodermata; Echinoidea; Temnopleuroida; Toxopneustidae
Product: sushi, von Willebrand factor type A, EGF and pentraxin domain-containing protein 1-like
Exons: 29
Coding region: 369-6419 (2016 amino acids)
Molecular function (GO): protein binding; calcium ion binding
Source: RefSeq, a predicted model, not a curated record
GCACUUCGUAGGGCUGCGUGUGGAUCAUUAGGAUAUUUUGUACAGUGAAACAUUCUAUCGCAGGUCAGGUUGUAAAUAUCGCUGAAAAUCCCAGAGAAUCUCGUUUCAUAGAGACUAAAUAUACUUCUCCUUUACCUGUUUCGUUCAUUCGUGAAAUUGAGUCCAUGCAAGUCACUGCUGUCGCAGUGCUCCGCGCUAUAAAACCAACGAAGAGGCUAUUGGAAUAAUGGGAUUGAAUUCUUCAUGAAUCAUUAAGUGUUUCCAAAACAUCAUAUUCAUGUUGGGUAUUUAUAAGUUUGUUUUGAUUUCCAUACCAACAAGGAGUUUUUAUUUCUGUACAUUAACAUUGAACAAUCAAGAAGGACAAGAUGAUGAAAUUGCUACGAAUUUUACUGCUUCUUCUCUUUCUUAGCUUCGAAAGUACACUCCGAAGCAAUGCAGAAGUCACCCAGGAAGGAGAGCGAUUCAGGAUGAAACUGAAAGAGGUGUUUGACGACCGCCCCGAAAGCGAGCUCGUUUUCGUGCUUGACUCGUCAGGAAGCGUCAGCGUAAGUCAGUUCAAAGCGGCAGUCGACUUCGUUAACAUCUCAUUGACGCUUAUAAGUGUGUCUGCGAGUACGACACGAGUGGCAGUCAUCUCGUAUUCGAGCUGCGAUAAGAUAUAUACUAGUGUUGACUACAUCAGCUCGUCUAUAGACAAAAACAAAUGUACGUUUGGUCAGGAUUUAAGAAGUGUUGAGUACGAUGCUGGCGGGACGUGUACUGCAGAAGCUCUACAGCGUGGUCGUGAGGUCCUGACCAAUGCGCGUCCUGGUGCCCAAAAAGUUCUGAUGCUUUUAACUGAUGGUUCAUCUAAUGAUGGUGGUUCUCCUACUCCCAACGCCGAACUUCUUAAAGGUGACGAUGUUCUUAUAUUCACAAUCGGCAUUGGUAAUAUCAAUAUAGAGGAGCUGAACGCUGUCGCAACCAAUGUGAACGAAUACAAGUAUAUCCUCGCCAACUUUGGCGAUGUUUCGAAGCUAGCUACCGUGACGAAACUAGACAUCAAGGAUUUCGAUGCGUACUUCGACAUAGUGCAAGAUGCCCAAUGUGACCGUCCGUGCGACGACCGUGCUGUCUGCACAUGCGCUACCCGUAGCGGUUCAACUGGCUGCGCAUGCGAAGCUGGCUUCACGGGCGAUGGAAAUUCGUGCCAAGAGUGUCCCAUUGGAACAUACAAGACAAGCUAUGGGAACGGCCCUUGCGAUGACUGUCCUAUGCAUUCUACGACUACAUCUGCGAGGAGUAGUAGUAGAUCGGACUGCUAUUGUGAUGAUGGGUAUGAGGGCAACCCAGGCGAAGUAGGAGGCACUUGCCAAUUGAUACGAUGUCCAGAUAUAAAUAAUGCAAACGGAAAUGGUGUGAUCAUGGAUGACUGCGAUGUGACAUUUUAUUCAACCUGCCAGUUUCAAUGUCGAGAUGAUUACCGACGAAUAGCAGGCGACCAACAGAUCACGUGCUUUGCAUCAAAACAAUGGUCGGGAACGCCACUACAGUGCGAAAAAAUCACAUGCCCUCCGCUGCCGGACCCAAACAACGCCGUUCGUACCUGCAACACCGCUGACCGCAGCAUCGGUACCGCUUGUGAGCUGCAAUGCGAACCGGGGUAUGAAUUCAAACAGGAUGCGGUAACCGAAGUCACAUGUCAGAGGGAUAGUGAAACUACCGCUCAGUGGUCUGCCGAUGAUACCGAACAGGACCCGUGCAAAAAGGUAUCUUGUCCUCCCUUAUCUGUCGUCAACCCUUUGCGUAUGCAGCCAGCUGGCAUCUGCUUGGAGAUCCCCAGAUUCGGCCAGAUGUGUACGUACGAUUGUAAGCCUGGAUAUCAAGCUGAAGGAACCGUUGAUACUGUCACCUGUCAGGCUAAUGGGACUUGGGACCCUCCUGCUGCCAACGUAAGAUGUCGAGACAACACGCCCCCGGUUUUAAUCUGCCCCGAUGACAUAAGCAACCCAACGGACCCCUUCAUGUCAACUUGCCGAAUCAACUGGGAACUGCCUGACGCCACUGAUAAUACCGGUGUCCCUGUCAAACUGAGAUCAACACACUCGCCUCCGUAUCGGUUUGACAUCGGUACUACAACGGUGAUGUACUCUGGUACCGACUUGGAGGGGAACAUGGCAAACUGCAGUUUCACUAUCACGGUCAGAGACGAGGAACCUCCAAGAAUCGGGAACUGCAACGGCGAAUUCAAUGCCAUUGAUCCAGGUUUGGAUCCAUCUGGAGGCCUUGACAUCGACGAUGAGGAUUGGAAUACGAGCAUAAUUGACGAUAACUCUGGGUCCGUAUCUGUAGAUAUACUCGGUGUCCCAUCGGGGUCCAAUUUUCCUCUGGGAGAAUCAGAAGUUGUUGCGAGAGCAACGGAUUCGUCUGGAAACUCACAAGACUGCAACACGACUAUCAUAGUGUCUAACUACUUCUGCCCGUUCUACCCCCCGCCACUGAAUGGUGCGGUGGCUUGCGCCAACGUAGCAGGUGGGCAACACUGCAGGGUAUCUUGUAAGAGAAAGUUCCACUUCACUGGGGAGGUGAAAAAUCUCUAUGCUUGUGUUCAAGAUGCGAAUGGUAAACACUUCUGGAGCCUACCGGAUGGCAGUAACACACGAUUGGAAAUGCCCUGGCCAGACUGUGCAAGCCCGCGUCGUGCCAAUGCUGGCCUCAUCAGAACCGGAUUUCGAUUCACAGGACCUUGCCUUGACAGUGAUUCACAGAACCAGACAAGGAUCAACUUCGUAUCGGUAUUCGAGCAUCUCAUAAACACAGGAGCUCUAGGUCCAUGUUCCCAACCGAGGGUCCAGUGUACGUUUGACGAUGUCGUUGUACAGUGUGGACAGACCCAACGACGAAACAAACGACAGGCAAUAGAUGGACGAGGAGGGACAGACGUUGUCGAGAUAACUUUCACAUUGCGUCUGGAGAUGAUGGAAACCGUUGGGCCAGAUUUCAAUAUCUUGGAAUACGUCGAAGCAGCUACUAUUUCCGCACAAGACAGUAUUGCCAGUGGUAACGUGACACUACGCGUGGGUGGAAUCGACUUGGCUCUGAGCGAUGAUCCUUUUCUCCAACUGGAAUAUUCAGUCAUAUGCGAGGCCGGCCAUGUUCCAUCAUCAAACGGGAGCUGCGUUCCUUGUGCCCCUGGAACUUUCGAGAACAUGGGUGUAUGUGAGAGAUGUCCGGUAGGAACCUUCCAAGACCAAUACGGCAAUACCACCUGCCGGAACUGCCCUGCGGACACAUCUACUGCCAACCCUGGAGCCAAGUCCGCCUUCAAAUGCAAAUCUCGUUGUCGGCCAGGAACCUAUUCCAUGAGUGGUGUUGAGUCGUGCAGCGCGUGUCCAAUUGGUACCUACGAGCCUGACCGUGGUUCAACAGAGUGUAACGCAUGUCCUGAUGGGUUGACAACAUGGACGAAUGGCAACACUGACGUCGAGUAUUGUACAAAUAUUUGUCCUCGAGGUACAUUUUCACCGACAGGGUUUGCUCCUUGCCAAGAUUGUCCUAAGGGAACGUACCAACCGCGAGCUAGUCAGACCUCGUGUACGCUGUGUCCUGGUGAUAAGUACACCCACCGUGAGAGGGCGCAUGCCAUACAGUACUGUCAGAUUAUCAACGAAUGCGAGUCGAAUCCAUGUGCGGAUGGAGCGACUUGUGUGGACAUCACGCGCGGCUACGAGUGCGUCUGCCCUCCCGGUUUUACGGGCGAUAACUGCGAAUUGGACAUCGACGAGUGCUACGGGAACGACGUCUGCCUGAACAACGGAACCUGCAUCAACCUAGUGAAUGCCUACGUUUGCGAGUGUGCAAAUGGUUUCAUGGGGGAGAACUGCCAGAUUAACAUAAAUGAUUGUCUUGAUGCCGACUGCCGUUAUGGCUCUACUUGUGUGGAUGGGAUAGCUUCUUACACCUGCGCAUGCGCUGAAGGUUUUGCGGGAGAACACUGCGAGAUUAACCUUUAUGACUGCGCUUCGGAUCCGUGUCAACAUGGGGGAUCUUGCAUCGAUCUCAAGUCUAACUUCAGCUGCUGCUGCGCCCCUGGCUACACGGGACGGUUGUGCGAGCUGACCAGUGACCACUGCCGAUCCUCCCCGUGCCAUGGAGACGCAACCUGUACAACGUCUAGGAACAGUUACACCUGCACUUGUCCGCCAGGGUUCCGGGGACGGGAUUGUGAGAUCAACAUUGAUGAAUGCCAAGAACUUAGCAUCACUUGUCAAAAUGGAGGGACCUGUGAGGAUGCUAUCGAUGGCUACAAUUGUAUCUGUCCUCUUGGCUUCAAUGGACGCCAUUGCCAAACAGAACUGCCGAAAGACUACGACCUGUCUUUCCCAGCCGCACGAACGGCUGACAGGGUUGCUUUAGAGGGAGUAUUACCCGACCUCUAUGAAUUCACCCUAGCUUUCUGGAUGAAGACUUCUGAUCAAGAUAACUUUGGAACUCCCAUCUCAUAUGCGACCAGAGGGCCAAAUGGCGCAAGCGACGUAGAUAACACCAUAACACUUUUAGACUACAAUAGCUUUGUCUUCUUCGUGAAUGGACAGUCGGCGUUUACGUACCAGCAGGCUAACAGCGACACCAACUGGCACUUUAUCGCAGUAACUUGGACCAGUGAAACUGGGGCCUGGGCGUACUAUCUGGACGGUUCGGAAGCAGCAUCGGGAACGGGUCUAUCUACUGGGACCUUCGUGAAAGGAAGAGGAAUUUUUAUUCUAGGCCAAGAUCAAGACACCUACAACGGAUCAUACGUCGCCAAGGAAACAUUCAUUGGGAGUUUAUCACAAGUUAAUAUAUGGGAUUACGCGAUGACUGGAGAGGAGGUUCGGUCGCUGAGAACCUGCUGCUCUCAGUCUGGUAACGCACUAUCUUGGGCCCAGCUGUCGACUGGUUUACGAGGAGCUUUGCGAAGAAGUGAAAGGUCGGAGAUCUGCAAUGUUGGAUCAUGUGGACAUCGAGGUGAUUGUCGUGGUCUGCAAUGCCAACAAGGGGGAGAAUGUACCAUUCAAAAUGGACAUCCAAUCUGUCAGUGCCCUGACGGUUUCACUGGACGACGUUGCCAAUUUGAUAUCAACGAGUGUUCGGUUAACAACGGAGGGUGUACUCAUCAAUGUCAGAACACCAUUGGAUCAUUUGUUUGCUCUUGUCGUCAAGGUUACGCCCUUCAACCCGAUCAAAAAACUUGUAACUCUGUAAACUUCUGCAAACACUAUGGAAAAUUUCAUUCGGCUGAGGAUACAUGGGAAGAAGACUGUGCCCAAUGUUCUUGCCAAAAUGGAAGAUCUGAAUGUGUACCGAAACCAUGUCCUAGACUACUCUGCCAAGAGAUGGAAACAGAGGUCAUUUUGCCUGGUGACUGCUGCCCCAUCUGUAUGCCAGAGAUGAAAACAUGUUCCAUGAGCAACAGUGGCAACUACGAAACAUUUGAUAAAUACGUAUUUGACCAGCACGGGGAAUGCCGAUACUUACUCACCCGAGACUACAGCGGUACUUCUAAUUUCGAAGUCCACGUAGAGCACCAAUUCAUCGACACCAAUCAAACCCGGCUCGGCAUAGCCGUUUUCGUGUACAUCGACUGUGUCGAAGUCAAGAUCACUGUCAGUGGCAGGGUGUUCGUCCAAGACGAAGUCGUCUCGCUACCGUAUGCACACCGCAAGCCGGCGAACGUUCGCAUUGCACAGGUCGGGGACGGAGAUAUCGAGGUUUUCUCAAAUAAGGGAUUGACCGUGACGUGGUCGCAGUCGGGCGGGGUCCGCCUGGAUUUGACCGUAACGCACCGUUCCGGCGUCCAAGGAUUGUGCGGGAAUAUGAAUGGGAACAAGAAAGACGAUAAGAUGACGAGGCAAGGUAUCUCAACAUCCAAGAACAAGGAAUUGCUCCACAGCUGGAAAGUCGAAGGAUACAAGUACUGCAAGCAAAGAAAUACUCGUCCUUUGACUUUCGGCUACCUGAAAAUCGGAAGCUGUUCCUCGGUCAGCUACAAAGACUUUGGCCUUGCGUUUAAGAAAUGCCGCGUUCUCCUCAAGAAAGCCUUCAAGGACUGCAACAAGAUGGUGGAUCCGAAGCCAUACAUCACUAAUUGCAUUGAGGAUGCCUGCACGUGUGGCGUUCGUCAGCCGUGCCACUGCGAGGCUGUUUCAUCUUACAAUAACGAGUGCCAUCGCCAGCUUGGUCAGGAGAUUCAAGGCUGGAGAAAGUUAUCCUAUUGUGCAUUAGAAUGUCCAUCGUCGAUGGUAUAUGAUGAAUGUGGUCCCCCGUGCCAACCUACCUGUUCGGACCCCGAUGGAGAACGGUGUGCGGCCCCCACGACCGCCUGCGUGGCUGGGUGCCAUUGCCUGGCGGGCCAGGUGCUGCUUAAUGGCGCCUGCAUCAGUAGAAGACAGUGCUGAAGGUCACCACACCUGAACUUAUAUAAAGAAAAGUUCCCAGCUAAUUAUAUAUAAUUGUGAUUAAAAACAUUUCACUGUGUUAUGUUAUGUUUACUUCCUCUCGAAUCGGGACAGAAGCCUCAGAAUAUAGUUAUUAAAUUAUUUAGAAGAAAGAUUGAAGAACAGAAAUGUCUUAAUCAACGAACGUAUAUGGGUGUCUACUCAUAAUGCAGCACUCAGUGGCUUAACUACGGGGGGGCACGUGCCCCCCCCCUUAAUCGGCUGGCGAAAAAAAGAGAGGGAGAAUAGAAGACAAACGUGAGCGGGAAAGAAGAAAUUAUUUUUCAUUAUAAUUAUGUUAUAUUACAAGAAACAUUUUUUUAUAACUUUAUAGAACAUAAUUUGCUCAGGGCCUAUGUCUUCAUUGUUCCUGGUGCUCGCAUUGUCUGUUUAACGAGAUAUAUAAUCCUGUUGUACUAAAACCUCCCGUUUUCAAGUCAAUAUACACCAAAUAUAUUUCCUCGCACUUCGAGUUAUUAUUGUUUUAUGUAGUGACAUCUGCUUCUUUUUCAUGACUACUUAAAGUGAUUGCCCCAUUUUAAGGUCUUAACAUAAAACAUUUCCUGUCCGUGCUUACGUUCGCAUUAUUGGAUUGGUGAUAUAUGUCUGCUUUUCAUGAAUUCCUAAAAUCAGUCCUUAAAAUGUCCCUUUUUCUAAUGUGAAUAUCAACAAUUUUCAGCUCGCGCUUCGCGCUCGCAUCAUUCGGUUAGUGAAAUACGUAUGGUCUUAGUGAAUUCCUACAAACAAGCCUUAGAAUGCCCCUCUUGAGUCACGCGCUUCGCGAGUGACUCAAAAUUUUUGCUGGUGCCCCCGCAAUGCCGUGACCCACAGUACGCCACUGGCAGUACUUACUCUGGUACUGAUAUGUUGACGCCCUCUACGUUCGUUUGCAUUGAUUAAUAGUAAUCCACCACUGAUUUGUUCAUUAUUACUAUACACUAUGAUAGUAUUCAGAUCAGUGUUAUCCACUCUCUAGAUAAAUCGCAGUUCUUUUUUGUCUUCUUCUUUAUUGUGUGGUGCUAAUUGAAAAUAAUGUAAGAAUCGGUACGUGUGUUCCUACGUAUUUUACAUGUCCAUGUUUAUUUUUUAUCUAAAGUAUUACUCAGAAAGUAUUGAAAUGACUGUACGUGAUUAAUUGAUAUAGGCCUGUACAAUGUUAUGUAUCAUGCUGUUCAAUUUGAUCACAGAAAAUAGACAUAUGUUGUAGAAGUUGAAUUUGAUUAAGAUUUAAGAUAAUGCUUUAACUACAAAAAACGUUAUUCCAAUAGAAUUUACAAUGUGAAUAUUUUUAUUCGUAUUGUUUCAUUAGUUUAUUCCAUUUGUUUCUAAUUAAAACGCGUUUUAAUUGUGUCGUGGGGUUGAUAUCCCUUUUUAAUGUAAAAUAUUCUCUAUCCAACCGGAAUUAAGUCGUCAACAAUAUUUCACACCACAAUGGAUAUUUAGACAUGUCAAUUAGAUCUUUGUAUAUAUAAUACUUUAUAUAAAUACUUUAUAAAUACCAUAGCAUUGUGACACACCGCCCCAAUGACGGAAAGAACACAGUGAGGCAAAGUAUUGAUCACAGUGUUUUCAUAAUGUGUUCACAGUUUGUUUUCAGUAUGUCCACAGUUUGUUCAUAUUGUGUUCACAGUGUGUUCACAAUGUGCCCAUAGUGUGUUCAAAGUAUGUUCACAGUGUGUUAAUGUGUGUUCAUAGUGUAUUCACUGUGUGUUCAUAAUGUUUUCAUAGUAUGUUCACAGUAUGUCCACAGUAUAUUCACGGUAUGUUCAUAGUUCGUUCUCUUUAUGUUUACUGCGGCUUCAUAGUGUGUUCCCAAUGUGUUCAUGGUGUAUUCUAUGCCAAGAUGUCAUUCACACUGUUGGUUAAAUUGCCCGAAUUUAACAGUGUGAGGAAAAUCCCACGCUUCGUUCCACACUUUUGAAACAUGCACUUUGGAUACUGUGAGAUGAAGGACUUUCUUACUCACCCCUGUAUGUGGGUGAUCCUGGCCCAUUAUGGAAAAAAAACGCAUUAUUACAGUUAUUAAAAUUCAGUUUGUAUUUUUUUUUUUUUUUUUUUUUUUCUCUUUA